AUGAUCCGCGGCGCCUGGAUGUCCCCCCGCGGGGGCGCCGCCGGCGGGGCCGUGUGCUGCGCGCCGCGCCGCAGCGACAAGCCGGUGGCCGACCCCGAGCGGGCGCAGAAAUGGCGCCUGUCGCUCGCCUCGCUCCUCUUCUUCACCGUGCUCCUCUCCGACCAUCUGUGGCUCUGCGCCGGGGCCAAGCUGCGGGCGCGGGAGCGGCCGCGGGGCCGCGGGCCGCGGGCGCUGCUAGGCGCCGAGCCGGCGGGCGGCGGCGGCGGCGGCGGCGGCAGCUGCGAGGCCCUGCUGGGCAACCUGAGCCGCGGCCCCGGCGGGCCCUGCCCCGCCGCCCGCGGGAACCUGGACUCGGCGUGCGCCCGGCUGCUCGCCCCGCAGCGCCCGCGGGCCCCCGGCGCGCCCCUGCGCUCGCCCCCCGCCGCUGCCGCCGCCGCCGCCGCGCCCUUCUUCGCCUCGCCCUCCUCCAAAAGGACCUUCCUGCAGGCUUACUUCAGGAACUUCAACCUCUCCUUUUGUGAUACUUACACGAUCUGGGACCUGCUGCGGGAGAUGGCCGGCCCCGACGGCCUGGACUGCAGCCUGGACAACCUGAUGGUGGACCUGGUGGUGGCGGCAGCCGGGGCGCUGGGCGGGGAGGCCUGUAGCAGCUGCGUCCAGGCGUACCAGCGGCUGGACCAACACGCUCAGGAAAAAUACGAGGAGUUUGACCUCUUGCUGGAGAAGUACUUGCAAUCAGAAGAGUACUCGGUCAGAUCCUGCCUGACUGACUGCAAGGCUGUCUACAAGGCAUGGCUGUGCUCUGAGUACUUCAAUGUGACCCAGCAGCAGUGCCAGCAGCGGAUCCCAUGCAAGCAAUACUGCCUGGAGGUGCAGACCAGAUGCCCCUUCGUGUUACCGGACAAUGACGAGCUGAUCUAUGGAGGUUUGCCUGGCUUCAUCUGUACGGGGCUGCUGGAGAACCAGCUGCCUGAUGAGGAGGCCAAGUGCUGUGAGGUGCAAUGGGACUCCUGCGAGCACCCCCCAGACAGCAACGAGGGCACAUCUCCCAAAUCCACAGCAUCAGAGUCGCUUCAUUUCCACCGCCACGACCCCCACCUCCAUCACCAGAGGCAGAACCACAACCACCUCUACCACCACCACCAGUACCACCAGCCCCGCUCCCCGUCCUUGCUGCCGGUCUCCGCGGGGUCUCGCCUAGGCAGCAGCAGGAUCAGACUGUGCGUACUGGUCCUGAUGCUCCUCCACACCAUGGUGUCCUUCUCGAGUGUGCACAGCGGCGCUGGGGGACUCGGCCUGGAGGCCCCGCCUGCUCUGGAGGAGAGCGUGGCACGGGACGAGUGACACAGAGGGCAGAGCCAACCUCCAAGGAGAAUGCCAGAUCUUUUUCAUAAGGGGGGCACAUGCUAUUCCUCCAAUGGGAGGCACGGGAUUGGGGGUGGCGCACGCACCCCUGCACAUCCCCCAAGAGCUGCUCUCGGGGCAUCCCCGUGGUGAAGAGUCUCUAAUGCGCACAGGGCUGCAGGACCCGGCGCCAGAAGGCUUCGGGCAGGGGCAGCAUUCCCAGGCCCGCAGGCGCCGAGCGGGCAGGAAUGUCACGGGGGCGGGGGGACCGAGGGGAGGGAUCCCUUGGAAUCUAAGGGUGUCCCCAUGGGACUGCCGAGUGUCCCCCCGGCCGCUACCGCGAGUGCCUUGGGCGCCCGCGCCUCCCUCGCCCGCGCCGUGACGAGGUUUGACAGUCGGCCCAGCCCUCGUUCCUUUUCUUCUGGAUCUGUGAAUCCCGAGGGAGAAGGCAGAGGGGCAGCACCUCCCAGCACAGCCUGGCCCACUCCUGUCCCAGGGAAAAGCCACCAGCUCGGGGCAGGACCACACUGGUGGGGUGCAGUGUCCUCAGUGUGGCCCUGCCUCGCUGAUGGCGUUUGGGGACAGGAAUGGGAUGCUGUGACACUGCACUGUGGUACCGCUCGGGCUUGGUCUCACUGCAUCCCAGCCUGCUCCUCCAGCCUGGCCUUUCCUGCUCUUCUAUGCGAGGAGGAGGAGAGGGUGGAGGCAUGGAGCAGGAGGGAUGUCCCCAGCAUUCCCACAUCCCUCUUUGCCAAGUGUCCUGAUGAUUUAGUGUGACCUUUUGUUGUCCUCCCUGGCUGGUGGGACUGGUCUCAGUGAGGAGUUGGGGAGAUGUAACUCCAGCAGCACAUAGGCUAUGAGGGAGAGGGAUCCCAUGUGGCAACAACUGGAUGCAGGGAAUCCCGAAGGCAUCCUUCCAUGCUUCCCAGCUACAAAUCAUUGACUGGAUGGCAGGAGGACUGGGCAAACGGGCUGAAGAAAUCUGGCUUGGAGGGAGAGUCUUCCACACAAAGAGGCACUAAUAAAGCCCAGCUAGGGAGGAGCAUUUUUGUGAAUAGUUUCAAUCCAUGGAUGCCCCCAGUUCCGGAAAUUUCCAGGAGCUCAGCUGGACUUGGCCAGGCAAGGUGCUGGCUGGUGCAGCCUCAUUCAGCUCACUUGGGGUGGUUUUUUAACCUGAGCUCAGCAUAUCCAGGGAUUCAGCCCCAAACAAACAUCAGAUUCCCUAGAGUCUGAUCUCCAGGUCAUUUCCUAGGAAACUCCCAAUUCUCCACCCACCCACCAGAACUGUUCCCAGCAUGGACACUGCGAGGUGGUAGUGCCUCUGGGCUGGGCACCAGGGGCUGUAAUUUGUCCUGAGUGUGGGCAGGUAAGGAAGAGAGGGUGUUUUAGCACAAGGUCAUGAGUUGGGUGUGAACCCACUCCCUGCUCCCAGAGGGGCUGGGAUGGUCCCUCUGUUUCCAGGCUGGCUCUUGACAGGAACCUACAGCAGAGCCCUGCGUGGGUCACUGCAGGAGACAGGGAUGGACCAGGAGGAAUGUCCUGCUGCAUCCCAAAUUGAUCCCAGAUCCCUAUGAGGGUGCAGGAAGUCCCAGAGUUGAUGUUCUAUAGGAGUUUUGUAGUUUCUGGUCUCUUAAGGUGGAGCAACACUAAGCAGAGCCCUGUGAGCAGAGCCCCAUGAGCAAAGCUACUUCCUGCCCAGCUGGAAGAAGGAAGUACCAGGCAUCUCGUGGGAAGCACAGGUUUCCUGACAUUUCCAGCCCAUUUCCAGCCCAAAGAGGCUCUGAGAAGCAGCUGAAUGUUUGAUUCCUGAUUUGACUUGAAUCUCAGAGCUUUGGGGUGAUGUUUACACAACACCAGUUGCCUGUUCCCAAAGUCCUGCAGAGACGAGGCCUGUGAUCCCAUUGUCCCAUGGUUUUUGGGGUGGGAGAGAUGGUGCUCAUGGAAGAUGAAGUGUUUCCCAAGCAGAUUCCCUUGCUAUUGCCACCCAAAAAGUAGGAUGUCUCUCAUUUGACUAUUCCUCAUGACAUCCAUAUAAUUUCAGCCUAGUUUACACAAAUCAGAACAGUUGGAUAUGGAGCAGUUCUGCAAACUGGGAUCCAAUCCCUAGGUUUUCUGUGAGCAGUGGGGUUCUGGAGCUGCUCUGACAAAGAGCAAAAGCUCCCAGGCAGGCCAGGGGAGGGAGCACAACCCCAUCCCUGCCUCCAGACAGCCCGAUUCCAAAGGAAAUUAGAUUUACCCUGUACUGCCAGGAGUUAAGCUAAUUCUAGGCGCCUCUCUCAGACAUAGACUGUAUCCAAUCUUGGAGCAAUUCAUCAGGAGAGAGAAGAAUAGCCCAGUGUGGUGCAUCAGCAAGUGGCCCUGAGUCACUGGCCCUGUUCACUGUGUCAUGUGUGACACUGAGCAGCGUUGGCAGGCACGGGGUGGCCCAGCUUCAGUCCCUGUACCACAUCUGGAUCUGGCACCAUCUUGAGGGAUGUGUUUCCUUCUCCCUGCCCCAAAGCCCUUGUGUCCUACUGGUGAUGGAGUGUCAGGCCAGGCUUGGGGGUGGUGAUGGGUGCUGUGGGAUUCCCAGAGAAGUUGUGGAAGUGUCCAAGGCCAGGUCAGACAGGGCUUAGAGCAACCUGGUCCAGUAGGAGGUGUCCCUGCCCAUGGCAGAGAGUGGAACAGAAUGGCCUUUAGGAUCCCUUCAACCUAAACCAUUCCAUGAUUCCAUGAUUCCCACAGAGCUACAGGAGUGAGAUCCAACAACCCAUCAUCUUCAGGGGGUGCUGGCAGGGAUUUGCUGGGAUAACCUGGGAGCUGUGAGAAACAGUUUCACCUUCCCUAACACCAGCUGGAGGCUUCCUUCGAGAGGUCAGGAGCGCGUGUUGCGUCCCCGUGAAUCAGGAAGUGGAGCCUUUUCAGAACUGGGCUGGUCUGGGUGGCUACUAGGGAGGUUGGAGCCCCAUCCACCUGGAGUGAGGAGGCCCCCGGGGCAGGAGAUCUAUGCGUUUUCCAGGCCACGGCUCCCAGGGGGUGUUCCCAGAGGAUGAGAUGUCAGAGAGAGCACAUGGGAUGCAGAUCCACUCUGGGGGCAUGGUAUGGGCUUUACCUGCUGCAAGUGGGAGGAAAGUGCUGAGUCUUCCCAGAGCAAGGCUUUGGAAGGAGAUCUUUUCUUUAGCAAGUCUGGGCUGCUGUCAAUAAGUUCUGUGGUUUUAGGGCACCAUAUGCUGCAUUCAGCACUUUGCCAAUCUCCUUAAACAGAUCCAGACAAGGCUGUUCCCAGAGCAGGAGCAGCUGGAAGUGCUGUAUGGAGCAGUCCAUUAUCAGAAGCCCGUUGGAUAAAAUUCCUGCCUUUGGUCUGACAUUACAACCUCCUAAUCCUUCAUCCUUGAGCGCUCUGGCUUUGUUCUCUGAGAGAACAGUCCAGGAAGCAGAUGGUGACAUUGUCUCAACACAAAUGGCAUUAUUUUUAUUACAAAGUGGAGGGAAUGUGCCUGGAAAAGGAAGGGAAGGGCUUCCUUACCCUGUGUGUUCAGGGAUGUUUUACCCCAAGCCCUGUGUCCACCAGGGCAGGGGCCCUUUGCAAUCCCAAAUGCUUACCACAUUCCCAAAGCCACCUUGGAGAACAUGAGCUCUAAAUGAUUUAUCCUAUCAGGAACUUAAACCCAAGGGGCUUUGUCCUUUUCAUCCAAUGAUCUUAUCUCUUCUCCCUAAAGAAGAUGCCCCGUAUUGGGAUUAAUAUAUAAAACUCAACUUUUCCUUCAGUGGACAAACUUCUCUUUGCUCAGAGAAAAUUCCCAGUGGGAAGCAGUGAUUCCUCCCUGGUGAGGGGGUUUCUCAUCCCCAGAGAAGUGAGGGAUGAUGAUGUCUCCACAAAUUCCAGGUGUGGGCAGAGAGAAGGAGCAAAGGAAGCUGGGUCCAGCAUUAUUCCCAGGUUUUGCACUUUCAUGUAGCUGACAGUUAUACAAAUUAAUUAAAAAUACCUGAAGAAAAAUCCCAAAGAAAGGCCCUGCUUCCUCUGGGGAACAUUAAUCAUUAGCUGAGUCUUUUUCUUAUGAAAAUACAGAUCCAUAGUAGCCCCAGGCAGAAGAUUCCCAGGGAGAGCCCUCACCAUUCAUGCUCAGAGUUAGGGAAAUUGCUUUGAAAGUAUCUGACAACUAAAGCAGAACAUGUUGAGUAGCUUGGCAACACUGGGAAAACAUCUGGAACUGUUUUUUCUUCAACACAUUUUGCUUUGCUUCAAGAGGAGAUGUCAGGGCAACUCAUUCACUGCCACUCAGGGCCACAGGCGGGGCCAGAUGCUUGGCUGCUGCCUGGAGGAAGGGAAUAAAGGGAAGAUCCCGGAUAUCUGCUGCUCCUGGGCAGGAUCCUGUGAGGCCAGGCCAUGGAGUGUCCCUGUGCUGAGCUCUGCAGGUGCCUCCUGGUCUCUGGUGGCACUGAGUGUGGUGGUUUGGGAUGGGUUGUUGAGGUUACCUGGAAAUACUGUGGCUGCCCCAUCCCUGGGAGUGUCCAAGGCCAGGUUGGAUGGGGCUUGGAGCAACGUGGGCUAGUGGAAGGUGUCUGGAUGAACUUUAAUUUCCCUCCCAACCCAAACCACUCUGGGAUUCCAUGAUUUCCACAGAGCCAAAGGGAGUGAGGUCCCAUAGCCCAGGUUACCCUCAGUUUGUGAUUCAUCCUAAUCCCAUUCCUGCUGCCAUCUGGGAAAGGAAUGCCUGUAGGACUUGGUGGAGACAAAAUCAGGACAGAAACAUUCCUGGAUUCUGCCAGAAAGUGAUGGGGCACUAUACAAGUUUGAAAGCAAACCAGCAGGAGAUUCCAAGUCAGAACUACAAUUUAAUAGGAAAAUUAAGAUAAAGGCAGUAGAACAGAAACACUGGCUUAGAAUGACAGAGUCAGGAUACAACCUGACACUUUGUGGGUCAGGGUGGUGGUAGCAGUCCAAUUAAAUGGUGGCUGCAGUCCUGUUGGCAUGAUGGAUGUGGUUCUGUCAAAGCGGUGAUCCUGUAGAAAGAUCUGGUCCUUCUCUGGAGGUCCAGUGAUGGUUUUGGAGUGCUUGUCUUCUGGGAAUCCAGUGGUAGUGCUCCUGGUGGUGUUCCAAGCCCCAGACUACAUCCAGGUAGAAAUGUUCAGUUCCUCCCCCUGGGUGGAGCAUCUCACAAUGGGAUGAUGUAAUUCUAUGAGUCAUUCUGGGAGACUUUGAUGGCCCAUUAGUGGAGAUGGCUCCCCACAGAGUGGCUGCUGCUUCCCUGGAGGGAGUUAUCAGGACUGAGUCAUGGAGAAGAUAAAGAACACUACCCCACCUAUCUUUUGGUUACAUCUUACAUUGUAACCCAAGACAGGCAGGAAAUUCUGUGUAUCAGCUUUUUUGUGCAUCCCUGGGGCUUCCCAUCCCUAGGGGUUAAAUCUCUCUCAAACUAUGCUGGAAAAGUUGGAAAGGGUCAUGGUGUUCAGGUUGGAUGUUAAGGAUCUCCUUCAGCCCAAAAGUUAGCUCAUGGGCAUCCCAGCUGGAGGUACCACCAUCACACAACCCCAAAACCAUCUCUUCUCCCACAGAAGGAGCCUGCUCACAGCUCCUGGAUUAUAACAGCCCUGGAGCUGCACAGCUCCCACCAUGAGUCCAUUUUAUUCCAGGAAUGGAAGGAUUUUAGCAGCUCUUUUUGGGUGUUCUUGGUCCAGGUAGCUCUUUGGGUGACCUCCUAGCCCUGCAUGUCUCUGUGAGGAAGGAGGAAGGGAGCAGAGGGAAUGCUGUGGUGGGGGAUGAACCAUUUUUAAUUGAGGAUCAUAAAAAAAAUAAGGAAUGUAAUAAAUUGACAAGCCAAAUUCCGUAAAUCAAAAUUUUAGAAUUUUAUUUAGAGACUUAAAUUCAGUCUCCAACAGCCACAAUUAAAAGGAACAGCAUCGAACCCCAGGGUUUCGGCACUGGGUGAACGCAGAAACGGACUCUAUCGCUCCGUAUCCACUCUGUUCACAAAGUGUGCCCAGAGCCGCUGAUUUUUAUACAGCCUUUCGCUGAGAGUGGACGGCGACCGUAGCGCUCUUGCUUCGUGGUAGCUUCAUUAGGUAUUCAUGUUCAGGUCCUGGGUCAGUUGAAUAGGUUCUCGGAGUAGAACAAUGCCAUGAUUGCCGGGUCCGGAGAAGGUUUGGAAAUGUUAAAUCGGGCCAGAACAGAUAAGAUACCAAUCUUCUCCAAAUCGUUUGAUCGUUAGCACGCCCAUCUCUGGGGAAGGCACAGCCAAUCUCCCCAUCUUUCUAUUCUUUUAGUUUUGUUGGUUGUCCUGAGGCUUUUCCUGGCAGAAAUUCUUUCCCUCCCCAACCCCCGUGUCCCCUUCUUGCAGUUUUUAGUCUUUGUUAACCCUAAACACACUUUAGGUUUACAGAUCUUAAAUCCGACCGAACGCAGAUCAAUUUGAUAUUGCAUAUCACUACAUUUCAAUGCGAAUUAAUUACAUAUCACAUUACCUAACAUGAAUUAACUUUAGGUCACAUAUCACAAGGAAUAAUAAAUUUUAAAAGUUGUUGGGGUUUUAUCAAAGCUCUCAGCCCCUCUCAAAGACCUGGGCAGGAUAUGGGUGAGUUCCUGAGCCCAGUCCCUCCAUCCUUUCCUGCUCCACAUCUCCAGGACUUGUGUCCCAGGCAGGUCAGGAGCAGUUUCCAGCCUUUUUAGCACUUUUUCAGCCCAGAAAGUCAACAACUCUGCUUGUUGUAAACUGAAACUCAGCAACCCCCCCCCCAAGAAUUAGGUUUGGUUUAUGAAAUUUGGGGUUGGUUUUACCAUUUUUAAAUGUAUUUGGGAACUGGAUAUGCCUGAGUUGCAAAACAAAAAGACAAAAAGAGCCAGACAGUGAUUUUUUUUUUUUUUUAAAUUUUGAAACUUGUCAAAACAAGGCAGAUUGAUCAUUAUGACCAAUUUACCAAUUUUUUUCUUUUGUUUUUUUUUGUUUGCUUUUUUUUUGUUGUUUUUGUUUUGGUUUUGUUUUUGUUUUUUGUUUUUUUUUUUUUUUUUUGCAAAUUGAGAAAUGCAUCCAAAACAGUCCUUUCCCAAAAAACCUUUCAUUUUCCAAAAAGAAAACGAGGCAAAAAAAAAAUAAAAAAUCAAUCACACUUUUUCUGCUCACACAGUUGGAACGGGCAGCAGAAGAUUGAGAGAGAAUAGCAAUUUGUAAGGAAUUCCAACCAGCUCUCCUUAAAAUAGCAUCCAGCCAGUUUCUCCAGGGCAGGAGGCUGAGUUGCUCCAUGGUAGGAAUAGGCUGGAGCGAAUCCUGGCUGAGCAGGCUGGUAUAACGCCUUGAGAAUGCAGGGACAUCUUCCCUAUGGGAAUCAGAUGCUGAUGCCUGGGAGGAAUUCCUGGGGAUCCCCAGCCAUCCCUCUGAUGGAGGUUUGGUUUGGUUUUCUGUUUCAACCCAAACUGAAUCCAGCUCCUCCAAGCCUCCUGUUCGGACACAGCCUCAGGAUGCCUUCAAAAGGGAGAUGCUCCCGUCUGAGCAUGGGGGUGGAAAUUUGGAACAAAUUCUGUGUGCUGGUCCUUGAGAGAGCCAAUGCCGUGCUCAGGAGGGAUGUGGGAAGGGAGAGCCCAGCCCCUCGUGCUCUUCUCCCUCCAGAGCGUGUCCAAGCUGGGGCUCCCUGCCUUGCGCUGGGUGUCCCAGGGCCUUGGGGGUCCUGUGGGGACCUCAGGGGGACUUGUGGGACCUGACCCCUGUAGUGCCCAGGCUGCUGGUGCCCAAACCCUUAAGUGCUUGUGCCAUGUGGGUGGUGACAGCUCAGCUGACCCCAACGAGGUCCUUUAACAGUGUGUGGUGGUGAAACACAAACCAACAUUGCUGAAGUCAAAGUAUCCUUUCUAAUCCCCUGGCCCAGUUUCUCUUUCUUUCCAGCUUUUCCUCCUCCGCCUCCUGGACCCUCCCUCUGUUCCCACCCCCCUUCUGUUUCUCUUUCUCCCUUCUGUCAUAAGAAAGUGACUGUGUCCUUGAAGGGACAGUUUUCUUAUGCCAUUUUAUACACUGUGCUUCAUGUUUAGAACUUUUUUGCACUAGUUCCUAUUACAUUUAUUUUCCAAACUGGUUUGACAAAAAAAAACAAAAACAAAAACAAAAAACCCAACAAAAACACAAUCCCAUGCUAUAAUUCAGUUGUAUUAAAAUAUUAUCCUACUACUCUCUGUGUUGAAUAGUCUCUGUACCUGUAAUGCUUUCAGUUCUGUUGUAUUUUGGGGCCGAGGUUUUCUCUGCUCCUUGUUUAACCCAAUAAAGAAAUAAAAUGUUAAGAAUUGAUGAUAA
Hirundo rustica (Barn swallow) is the source of this 9599-nucleotide messenger RNA. It is a transcript of the gene NALF2, whose product is annotated as NALCN channel auxiliary factor 2. Gene Ontology annotation, molecular function: stretch-activated, monoatomic cation-selective, calcium channel activity. The record is from RefSeq and is a predicted model, not a curated record. Gene Ontology annotation, biological process: calcium ion import across plasma membrane. Lineage: Eukaryota; Metazoa; Chordata; Aves; Passeriformes; Hirundinidae. Gene Ontology annotation, cellular component: plasma membrane.